AUGUCUGGAUCAGUGGCAUCGGAUGAGACUAGCGAAAUGGUGUUGAUCACAGGUAAUUCGCAUCCGCAGUUGGCAAAAUUGGUUGCGGAUCACCUGCAAAUACCUUUGGCAGAUGCUGUUUGUUACAACAAGCCUUGCCGGGAAACGGAAGUGGAAAUUCGACAAAGUGUACGCGCGAAAAAUGUUUUUAUCCUGCAGACCGCAUCCAAAGAUGUCAACAACGAUAUCUGGGAGGUCCUAAUUCUGGCGUAUACUUGUCGAACCGCUGAUGCGAAAACGAUCACCGUUGUUAUGCCGUUUUUGCCGUACUCGAUGCAGUGCCGAACAUCCAGGAGAUCGGCAAUUCCGAUGAAAUUAGUAGCGGAUAUGAUAUGCAAAGCCGGAGCCACUCGAGUUGUUUCUCUUGAUCUGUACAGGAAAGAGAUUCAAGGAUUUUUCGGGGUUCCAGUGGAGAAUCUCCGCUCGUCGCCAUUCCUUUUGCACUACAUAUUCCGCAAUAUUCCGGACUACAGAAAUGCUGUGGUUGUUGCGAAAAGUCCCAAAGUUAUGCAUAAAGCAGCAAGCUAUGCCGAUCGACUCAGGUUAUUUUUUGGAAAUUCCGGUAUAAAUCCCGAUUUCGCGGUUGGUUUGCUCGGAUCUGCAACACGUAUAGGUUGA
Molecule: messenger RNA, 657 nt
Organism: Gongylonema pulchrum
Lineage: Eukaryota; Metazoa; Nematoda; Chromadorea; Rhabditida; Gongylonematidae
Source: the annotation of a GenBank genome assembly